Molecule: messenger RNA, 5124 nt
Organism: Alternaria burnsii
Lineage: Eukaryota; Fungi; Ascomycota; Dothideomycetes; Pleosporales; Pleosporaceae
Product: leptomycin b resistance protein pmd1
Exons: 3
Coding region: 1-5124 (1707 amino acids)
Biological process (GO): transmembrane transport
Cellular component (GO): membrane
Molecular function (GO): ATP hydrolysis activity; ABC-type transporter activity; ATP binding
Source: RefSeq, a predicted model, not a curated record
AUGACUUCAACCGAGAGAACAACUCCUACACCCAUGGCAGAUUCAUCGCCAUACUACGACCUCGUAUGCGUCGGCUUUGGCGCAGCGCAAUUGGCAACAGCCAUUGCCAACCGCGAAUCCAGCAAACAUUCGAAGAUGCUCUUUGUUGAGAAGAAGACCUCCUUCUCAUGGGCAUCGGAUUCGCAAAUAUCGAGAACACGAGUGGAAAGCCCAUUCAUGUACGAUCUCGCAACACUCCGCAACCCAAGGACUGCUUUCAGUUAUGUCAACUAUCUGCUUGCUCGCAAGCGCCUCAUCGAAUUUGCAAACUCAGACAGACUCAACCCUCUGCGAGAAGAGUUCGAGGACUACAUGAGGUGGUGCGCCGAGCACUUCAAGGAUGAGGUACGCUAUGGCAGCGAGGUUGUUGGCGUAGCUCCAGAGGUAGAUUCGGAUGCUGUACAAAGCUGGAAAGUGGCUGUCAAAGACAGCGCCGGCAAGACGCAUGUAGUGCGAGCACGAAGCAUAGUCGCUCCCUCACCAUCAAGAAUGAGCAGUCCAGCUGCGGAGCCGUUGCCCACCGUCGACUUCUUGUCUGGACAGCGAAUAAUAUCGAUGCACGACUACCCCAGCAGGCGGAACGAAUUGCGAGGUGCCAACGAGCGACCAUUGAACAUUUCCCUCGUCGGAUCCGGCGAAAAGACUACGGAGAUUCUCGACGAUUUGUUGUCGUGCCCCCGCCUGGGCAACAUUACAGUCGUUACAGAAGACGAGUCGUUGGCGCCAUUGACGGUUCUCAACGACAACAAGCCAUCGCAACCCCAACUUUGCUCCAUUUGGGCGAAGCCAACCAGCAAUCAGACAGCCUCCGUGACAGAAGCCUCAGAGCUCGUCCAGAAGAUCUAUGACCGCGCGUACGAGAAGCAGGUCCGAUCCAAGGGCGAAUACAGACUACGCGUCAUCAUUGGAAAAGACGCCGCUGGCGCGUGCUCACAGUCCGACUUCAUCAUUAGGGAUACGACAACAAACCCGCUCUCGAACAUCGCACUGUUCCAGAGCAUCGACACGCUCAUCUUGGGUUGUCGGCCAAAGGGAGAUAGCCUGGAGGAAGUGCAGUUCAAACGUGGCGCCGUCGCUGAGGGCUGCCGCUUGUGGCUGGUGUCCUCAAAGUCUGAGGGAGGACGUGCGUUAGCCAAGGACAUCGCCUUGAUGGCAGGCUCAAUGCCUUUCAGCAAGCCCUCGGGGGCCUCUAUCAGGCAGUUCUUUAGCUUUCUCCAUCUCCUCUUCUACGCAGACCCGACAUGGCUCGACAAGAUACUGGUAUUUGUUGGCGCUAUAGCUGCCAUCGCAGCAGGCGUGCCGUUCCCGCUCAUUGGAAUCGUCUUUGGUCAAUUGGUCGAUGAGAUCAAUGUAGCAACAUGCAACAACCGCGAUGGUGGCUCGAAUGGGGACGAAGAAGCCGAUAUCACGCCCAAGAUUCUGUUGCUUGUCUAUAUCGCUAUCGGCAGCUUCGCUUGCAUCUACAUACAUCUUGUAUGCUGGAACUUGGCAUCGCAGCGGCUAGCUCAACGCAUCCGAGACCGCUACCUUAGGAACCUGCUACGACAAGACAUGGCCUUCUUCGACAACCUACAAGCCGGAGAAGUAUCAUCUCGACUCAAUGGCGACAUCCAAGCCAUCGAGAGCGGAACUGGCGAGAAGGUCGGUGUGGCAUUGACUUGCCUCUCCUUCUGUGUUACUGCCUAUAUCGUUGGCUUCAUCAAGAACGCCGAGUUAGCUGGCAUGCUCGUAUCGUUAAUCCCUGCAUUCCUGCUUAUGGCAGUGGUUGGUGGUCACUUUGUUGGCAAUUAUAGUGCCAGGCUCGGCUCAUGCUUUGGGUCUGCUAGCGCUAUCGCGUCUGAAGCUCUCAGUCACGUUGGUCUCGUGCACGCGCUCGGGGCGAAUGCAAGACUCGAAGAGAAGUUCGAGAGCCACCUAGGCAAUGCUCGGGAAGCAGGCAUCAAGAAAUCCAUGGCUGCUGCUGUACAAGCUGGUCUUCUCUACUUUAUCGCCUUUUCAGCUAGUGCCCUGGGUUAUUGGCAGGGUAGUCGCAGAGUCGCAGACUCUUUAGAGGGCAAGGGCAGUGCCACUAUUGGAGAAAUCUAUACUGUCACCUUCAUUCUUCUAGAUGGUGCUAUUGUUUUGAGUCAGAUCGCGCCCAUGUUGCCACUGUUCGGUGGUGCCAUAUCGGCAUUUGGGCGCUUGCGCAAGGAUAUCGAAACUCAGCCUACCAUCGAUAACACGUCGUUAUCUGCGGAAAAGCCUACUGAUGUCGAGGGUACUGUUGAGUUCCGCAAUGUUGCGUUCACAUACUCUUCCAGGCCUGACCAUCCCGUACUGAAUGGUAUCAACUUGACAUGCGAAGCUGGUAAAAUGACUGCCAUUGUUGGUCUCUCUGGUAGCGGCAAAUCCACCGUCGCAAGCCUUAUCAGCCGCUUCUAUGACCCGCAAUCCGGUGACGUACUUCUGGAUGGGCGCAACGUCAAAGACAUCAAUAUCAAGACUCUCCGAGGCUUCAUCAGCCUUGUGCAACAAGAACCAUCGCUCCUCGACCGCUCUAUCCUGGAGAACAUCGCUCUUGGUCUAGUCAACAGUCCACCUCAUGCCCACCUCGAGAAGACACUUUUGAGUGGCAUCCUCGCUCAGGUUGCAGAAGACGUUAGGGGCGGCCAAGAACUCAAUCGGGUUGCCGAGAACGCUGGCCCAGAAGUGGUAGAGAUUCUUCAGCUGGUGAGACAGGCUGCAGACCUUGCUGAUGUUGCUGUAUUUAUUGACCGCCUGGAAUUCGGUUUUGCGACCUCAGUUGGUUCAAGUGGCAGCCUUGUCAGUGGUGGGCAGAAGCAACGUGUUGCUCUUGCUCGAGCGCUUGUCCGCGACCCGCGUAUCUUGAUCCUCGACGAGGCCACUGCUGCAUUGGAUUCUGCCAGCGAACAACGUAUCCAAGCUGCCAUAGACCGGGCUUCCCAAGGCCGAACAGUGGUCUCGAUCGCCCAUCGACUGUCUACCAUCAAAGCUGCUUCGAAAAUCAUCGUCAUGAAGAAGGGUGACAUCAUCGAGCAGGGCACUCACGAUCAGCUAAUGGAAUUGGACGGAUCAUACGCGGAUAUGAUUCGCCUACAAUCUGUCAAAACCGAGGAUGGUCCGUCAAGCUCAAGGACCAGUCUAGAUUCGCGCGACACUAUUACUGAUGAGAAGUUGACACUGAGCGCUCAAGAGCCUGAUGCAGUACCAGCAAGCGAUGCGCAGACCGUUGACCCCGUUGAGCAUACCAAGGGAGUCGUUAUCUCAGGUUCCAUCAGAAAGACCAUGUUUCCAUUAACACGACCGUACAUGGGCAUCGUGUUGCUGGCUUUCUGCGGAGCACUGAUAGUAGGAGGGCAAUACUGCGGGUCUGGCCUCCUAUUCGGUAACAUCAUGGGCACCAUGUCCCCUUGCAACUCUCCAGACUACAUUCGGUCUAGGGGUGAGUUGCUGUCCGGAAUGUGGUUCAUGCUUGCCUGUGUUGCUUUCCUUGCCAACUUCACCAGCUGGGCAUCAUUCGGUCUCUUGUCUGAGCGACUUAUCUACAAGGUCCGCAAUCUGUCUCUGCACACGCUGCUCCAGCAGCCGCUGCAAUGGCAUGAAUCCGAGGCGAGAACCCCAUCAAUGUUACUUGAGUUCAUCACCAAGGACGGCAAUUCGUUGGCAGGCUUUAGCGGUUCCAUCAUUGGCACACUUUUCUCCGUCGUUGUUAACUUCGUGGCCGCUAUUAUCCUAUCUCACAUCAUCGCUUGGCGAAUCGCGAUCGUAUGUCUCGUUAUCGUACCGCUACUUUUGGGUGCUGGUUACAUGCAGUUACGCGCCAUCGGUCGCUUUGCUGUAAAGCAUGCCGGCGCGUUCUCAUCUUCCAUUGGUGUUACUAUCGAAGCCGUCUCGAACAUCAAGACUGUGCAUGCAUUGUCGAUUGAAGAAGAGAUCAUACAAACCUACCGGAGAUCGUUGAAGGCUCCGCGCAAAGAGAUGGUGAAGCAAAGCUUCAAGACCAACGUCUGGUUAGCUGUCGCCAAUUCUUGUGGUAGCUUCAUCUACGCCUUUGCUUACUGGUGGGGCUCGAAGAACAUCAUCGAAGGCAGAUAUACCCAGACCGAGUUCUUCGUCAUUCUCAUCGCCAUGCUUGUCUCCGCACAGUUGUGGGGUCAACUAUUCACCCUCGCGCCUGAAAUAGCCAAGGCUAAGAGCGCCAUCGGGCGCAUCUGUGGACUGAUCGAGCUCGGCAAGGACACACCACCUACAGGACACCAGAAGGCACUACCCGAAAAAGCACAAGACGAUGUUGAGGCAAAUGCUGAAUCGCCAUUGCCCGCCUCCCCACAAGGUGGUGCCAGAGUUGUCUUCCGAGAUGUCGGCUUCGCGUAUCCAGCGCGUCCCGGUGUUCCAGUGCUAACAUCGCUUUCAUUGACCAUCCAGCCAGGUCAAUUCUGCGCCUUGGUUGGUCCUUCAGGUGCAGGCAAGAGUACUGUCCUGGCCCUUCUUGAGCGAUUUUACUCUCCUUCCUCAGGCAGCAUCUCCAUCAAUGGGUUCGAUAUAUCACGACACCAUGGCGCGUCUUUCCGAGAUGAUAUCGCCUAUGUUCCCCAAGAGAACGUACUCUUCCAAGGAAGCAUCAAGUUCAACAUCGGGUUGGGAGCAAGACCCGGUCAUGAACCAUCCGACGAGGAGAUUCAAGAAGCCUGUAAACUGGCAAAUAUACAUGAUACCAUCGUCGAUCUUCCCCAAGGCUACGAUACCGAGUGUGGCUCGAACGGCAACCAGCUGUCUGGUGGUCAGCGGCAACGGUUAUCUAUCGCACGAGCUCUUGUACGGAAGCCAAAGUUGCUGCUACUGGAUGAGAGUACGAGCGCACUCGACGCAGAAAGCGAGAAGGCUUUAGAGCAAGGUCUCGAGCGGGCUGUCAAGGGUCACGGCGUGACCGUUAUUGCAAUCGCCCAUCGACUGAGGACGAUCGCCAGAGCUGAUGUUAUUUUCCUCGUCGAAGCAGGUAAGGUAGUAGAUCAAGGACGCCACGAGGAAUUGGUGCAGCGUAGUGAGAGUUACCGUGUCAAUGCUCUCCACCAGAUGCUGGGUUGA